UAGUCUUGUCACUCUUCACAGUAACAGUGAACGUUAUUAAUCGAAACUUGCUGGGUCAACGCUAUAGCAGGGUCAAAUCAGCAAUAUAACAGAACUGUGUUUCACUUCAGAUACUUUUAAGGUUUUAUGCCAACAUUAUUGUUAUUUUUUCCGUUUCGAAAGUAGUACAUCAAAAGUGCAAGUGAGCGAAAGCGACAACUAGUUUAAGCGCUGCUUGACGAUUAAAGUUAUUAUUAACAUUGUUUUGUACUAAUCUAUCCGGUUUUACGGUAAGGAAUAGUUUGGCCUUCACCUUAACUUGCCGGUUCAGAAAAAAGCCAAAGUGAAUAUACCGGUCCCAAAGAAGAUUCCGACCACACUAUAUCGUUUACCGCAGUUAGAAGUUUUCGUGUUUGUGAAAAGUUAAAACAAGAUGAAGACAGUGCUCGUAUUGUUGAUCGCAUUAGUUGCGACAGCAAGCUGCAAUUUGGCUCUCGAUAAAUUCGCCGAAGGCAACCACAAGUUUACUGCAAGAUUAUACAAUGAAAUUCUCAAAGCAAAUAUAGGCAAAAAUUUCGUCUUCAGUCCGUUCUCAGUUGAGGUGAUAUUGGCUCUCACCCGCGCUGGAGCUAAAGGAAAAACAGCCAGUGAAUUCUCAACUGGCGUCGAUCUUCCAAGCGAAGAAGUCACUGAAGAAGCUCUCAAGCUAUUCCUUCCAUUGUUGAAAUCAUCUAAUGAAAACCUUCGUUUGACCACUGCCAACAAAUUGUACAUUAAUAGCAAUUUUUCAAUAUUGGAUUCAUACAAGAAACUUGCUGUGAGCACGUACGAUGCUGCUACCGAAAAUGUUGACUUUACCAAGACAACUGAAACGGCCAAUCGAAUUAAUCAAUGGGUUGAAGAGCGCACAAAUAACAAAAUCCAAAACUUGGUUAAACCCGAAAGUCUCGAUGAUGUUCAACUUGUAUUGAUCAAUGCUCUUCAUUUCAAAGGAAAAUGGUCCAAUCCUUUCGUACCUAGCGUUACUAAGAGUGACUUCUAUGUUAGUGCCACCGAACGUACAACAGUCGAUAUGAUGUUCACCGAAGAUACAUUCAAAUACGCCGAAUCUGCAGAUCUCGAUGCCAAAUUUAUUGAACUACCAUAUGAGGGUGGUAAUGUUUCCAUGACUGUAGUACUUCCCAACAAAGUCGAGGGCCUGGCAGCUCUGGAAAGAAACUUACAAGCUGUGUUCCAGCCCCAAAACUACCAGGAACUUUACGUAUCAGUUAAAUUGCCCACAUUUUUAACUGAAACAGAGUUGAAUUUGACACCGUUGUUGAAAAACUUGGGCCUCGCUACUAUCUUCUCAGAGAGUGCUGAUCUUAGCGGAAUUGCCUCUGAACCGUUGAUGGUUUCAGAAGUUCUUCAGAAAGCGUUUAUUAACGUGACCACCACUGGAACUGAAGCUGCUGCUACUACUGCAUUGUAUGCUGUGGCAAUAAGUGGACGUCCAUCAAUUCAAGCCUUUUUUACUGCCGAUCAGGGAUUUUUAUACUUUAUCAAAUAUAAUAACAUCGUUCUUUUUAUUGGUUCAUUUUCGGCGUAAAUCUCGGUCUCUACUUGGAGGAACUAAUAAUUUUUUAGAUUAAUGACAUGUUUUAUAUUGCAAUUUCAGAAAUAGGAAGUAGGUAAAUGCAUGAAUUUUUGUUACUUUAUGUGAAUACUGUUUUUAAUAAACUUAGCAUUCUAUAAAUGUGUAACAACUAUAGGAGCCUAUGGUAUGUAAAAUAACUUUCAAUACUGUUUUCCUUCAAGGUGGCUGUUACCGAUGUAUUAACAUGUAGAGACUUGAAUUCCAAUUUGAAUAAAGGCCUUUAAUGUA
This is a messenger RNA of Dendroctonus ponderosae (mountain pine beetle), 1843 nucleotides long. Its product is annotated as antichymotrypsin-2. The transcript is spliced from 10 exons. The record is from RefSeq and is a predicted model, not a curated record. NCBI's taxonomy places the organism in Eukaryota, Metazoa, Arthropoda, Insecta, Coleoptera, Curculionidae. Bases 413 to 1567 code for a protein of 384 amino acids. Gene Ontology annotation, molecular function: serine-type endopeptidase inhibitor activity.